Venturia canescens is the source of this 1827-nucleotide messenger RNA. RefSeq names its product mitogen-activated protein kinase kinase kinase 7-like. The record is from RefSeq and is a predicted model, not a curated record. NCBI's taxonomy places the organism in Eukaryota, Metazoa, Arthropoda, Insecta, Hymenoptera, Ichneumonidae. Gene Ontology annotation, biological process: signal transduction; protein phosphorylation. The coding region runs from base 142 to 1782 and encodes 546 amino acids. The transcript has 9 exons. Gene Ontology annotation, molecular function: ATP binding; MAP kinase kinase kinase activity; magnesium ion binding.
GCGAAAUAGAAUGCGCGUAAAGAAGGUAGAGGACAAAAAGUAAGAAAUGUGAGAAAUGUUCUGUCGUGUGGUGAUGCUGCUGUUUCGCGUUGUGAGUCAAACUAUUUGCGACACUAAAAACGGACAAAACAAACAGUUGGAAUGAGUGAGAACGGGAAGGAGUCAAGGGGGAACCAAAUACAAUUGGUGGAAGAUGGGAGAUCAAACUCAGCGGUGACAGGUGGAGUGUUGUCGAGCACGUCCGACCGGGCGCAACAACAAACGAGUCUCGGUCAGCUGACGCAACAAUUCGUCGAAGAGAUUGAUUACGAUGAAAUUGAAACUGAAGAGGUGGUUGGGAAAGGGUCGUUCGGUGUUGUUUGGAAAGGAAGAUGGAGAGGCCGUUAUGUGGCCAUAAAGCACAUAGACACCGAAGGAGAAAGAAGAGCUUUUGCAGUGGAGGUACGACAAUUGUCACGAGUUGCGCAUCCAAAUAUCGUAAGAUUGUAUGGAGCAUGUACAAGAAAUCCCGUCUGCCUGGUAAUGGAGUAUGCCGAAGGGGGAUCUCUCUAUAACGUUCUGCAUUGUGAGCCACAACCGAGGUACACAGCUGCUCAUGCUAUUAGUUGGGCCCUUCAAUGCGCCAACGGAGUAGCCUACCUGCAUAACAUGAAACCAAAGCCACUCAUACACAGGGAUCUAAAACCCCCAAAUUUGUUACUCGUAUUCGGUGGUCGCACACUCAAGAUAUGCGAUUUUGGUACAGCCUGUGAUCUGAAUACCUACAUGACAAAUAACAAAGGAUCAGCGGCAUGGAUGGCUCCAGAGGUUUUCGAAGGUUCACGAUACACAGAAAAAUGUGAUGUAUUCAGCUGGGGCGUUAUACUGUGGGAAAUUCUGUCAAGACGAAAACCUUUCGACGACAUAGGCGGUUCUGCCUAUCGGAUUAUGUGGGCAGUUCAUAUCGGUCAGAGACCACCGUUACUGGAAGGUUGUCCGAGACCGAUCGAGCAACUUAUUGUACAAUGUUGGCGAAAGAUUCCUGAGGAACGUCCAUCGAUGAACGAAGUGGUGCGAAUUAUGACGCAUCUUUCUGAGUUUUUUCUCGGCCACCCGGAGCCUCUCGACUAUUCAUCCGCAUCUCCUGAAAGCAGCGAUAUUCCCGAGACAAACGAUGAGGAAAAUAACGAGGCUGCUUGUUGGAUGCCCAAAUACGAAAGGACUGUUCUAACGUUAUCGUCGCAAAUACCCGACAAUGGCAAUCCACCCUUGCAACCGCUGCACAUACAGUGUGAUCCGGAUGCAUGGGAAUUGAGCCAAACUGAUUCUUCUUGGAAAAUACGUAACUUGGAAUCAUUGGAUAAGGUGCUUUCGAAGAAUCAUAAUAUCAAUAAAACUCUUCAGCAUAGCGAAUUGGACAACAUGUACCGUUUAUUGGACGUUGAAUUGCGACCCCUAACGCCCGAUUAUAACUCACGACUUUCACAAGACAUUUUCCAACAACAUAAACAACUCGCUCAGGAGUAUCUUAAGGUUCAAACAGAGAUUGCUCUUCUUGGACAACACAAGAGUGAAACAUUGGAAAGUUUGAGCACCGACGCUCUCAAUCAACUCGAACUUCAGAAACUUCAGGAUGAAAAGGAAUCUCUUGUAAAAUUGUACCGCAAUCUUAAACGCCAAUUGGAAAUAAUGAGAGCAAAAUCUGUGGCUUUGUGCUAUCAAACGGCAAACGAUCAUCAAACUGUUCCUGGCGAUGAUGGUUGGGUUCUCGUUCCACGCCCAGAACUACCAAGACUGUCAUGAUGUAUAUUAAAUAAAUCGAAUAAUACUUUUAUUCGACAUUCUGAA